UAAACCGAAGCGCACCCAUCAAAACAAAUCCAAGAGCGAGCGAGCCAAGAAGCCACACCCCACAUGCCCCACCUCGCCACCUCCCCCACGGCCGCCGUCCCCACCGCCCACCCCAUGGGCGCCAGCCGCGUCGCGUUCCGACGGCGCCCGUGGGCCGCUCCUGGCUCUCGGCCUUCGGCGCUGCGCCUGCUGGCGCGGGGCGUCCGACGGGAGGACGCCGGCGGGGUGCGCACGGAGGAGCAGCAGACGCCGCCGACGUUCUACGACCUGCUCGGGAUCUCGUCGGAGGGGAGCCCCGAUGAGGUCCGGGCCGCGUACAGGCGGAUGGCGCUCAAGUACCACCCGGACGUGUCCCCGCCGGGCGCGGCGGCGGAGAACACGCGCCGCUUCAUGGAGGUGCAGGAGGCCUACGAGACGCUCUCCGACCCGAGCCGCCGCGCCAGCUACGACCGCGCCCUCGCCUGUGGCAUCUGCCGCCUCGCCUUCUCCGCGUCCCGUUCCGCCCGCGCCUACCACCACCAGGUGGGUCACUGGACCAGGAAGAUAAAUCUGGCUGGAGAAGAUCUUGGGAAGACCAAGUUGCGGAGCUGAAGAGGAGGAGCAUGAUGAAGGAUUCAGAAGAGAACCUAUCCUGGGGAGCUCGGAUGCGGAGAAGGGCCGAAUCAUCAUGAGCAGAAUAAUUGUGAAAGUAACCCUUGCAAUGCUAUAAUUCUCCUGUUUAGCAUCUGAACCAAAACCGACUACAUGGUUGGGUGGGUAUGAUUAGGUAUUAAGUCGUGUACUCGAGAUGAGCUGGCCUGUGGAAAACUCUGCAGCAACCCUAUAUCAGAUACGCUUAGUAAGUAAUGUAGCAGUAGUAGCUGUAGCGGCUGCAUCUGUAAGGAUUGAAAAACAGCACCUCCUGGGGAGUGGCUGCUGGAUGCUGACCAAGAUCCAUGGCCAUGGUAGUUUUUGAGUAGGUGGCUGCCCGGCUGUAUGUAAAAGAGACUCAACUAUGUUGCUUCUUCUGAAUCCUUUCUGGUCCAAUGUAAAUAUUUACAAACAAACAAAAAUAAGCAAGCUAGUUCUAUUUUAAGUU
Molecule: messenger RNA, 1078 nt
Organism: Phragmites australis (common reed)
Lineage: Eukaryota; Viridiplantae; Streptophyta; Magnoliopsida; Poales; Poaceae
Product: chaperone protein dnaJ 20, chloroplastic-like
Exons: 2
Coding region: 64-591 (175 amino acids)
Cellular component (GO): chloroplast
Source: RefSeq, a predicted model, not a curated record